UUGACCCCGCCCCAGGUUGCUUAGGAGUUGAGAGACGCCGAAUCUUGGAGUAGUUGGCUCGGGCCCAAACCAGCGCAGAGGGAAAUCAGGUCUGCGCCGCGAGGGCGGUCAUGGAGAACUUCGGCAGCUCCCACCAGGACUUGUGCAGCACUAGGGAAUACCAGUUUGAGAUCGGACCCCCCGACGUGCUGGAGCGCAAGGGCUCCCUGACCCUCCGCUCCCAUCACAAAAAAUACUCGAAUCCGGUGUUGGUGUAUUCCUGGCACCGCAACAGAGAAGCUUACCCCAAAGAUUAUGAUAUCGAGGGUCCUGAGAAAAUUAAAAAACUGUGUGAGUCAACAUAUCGGAGACUUGGAACUGAUGAACCCCAAAUUUGGAUCUCAGAAACACAUGAACAAACGGCACGAGUUUUCUUAAACACAGAAUUGGCUCAAAUAAAAAGCCGUGCUUUAUUGAAUGAGGAAACAUGGUGCUCUGGGAUUGUUGAAAGGGACACUGGAUUGCCUGUGACAGGCUUCGGAGCUCUCUUUACUAGACACCCACCAGAUCGGCGCAAGAUGUGUGCAUUGACGACAUAUGCUGAAAACUACACUCCACCAUAUAAUUAUCAGCUACUUGUGAGUAUAAGAGGGCUGUGA
Molecule: messenger RNA, 638 nt
Organism: Myotis davidii
Lineage: Eukaryota; Metazoa; Chordata; Mammalia; Chiroptera; Vespertilionidae
Gene: CFAP95
Product: chromosome unknown open reading frame, human C9orf135
Exons: 5
Coding region: 111-638 (175 amino acids)
Cellular component (GO): plasma membrane
Source: RefSeq, a predicted model, not a curated record